UGACACCAUCACUAAAAAUGUGCUCGCUACCGAUUUCUCCCUCAAACGUCAAAAAUUGUGUGAUCGGUUGUUUUUUUUUUUUUUUAAUCCUUUCUUGCCUGAUGGUUCUAAAAAUUUAUUACAAAUUGUUUGAAUAACAAAGAGAAACUCACUUGAUACGGUACUAAACUGUUAGCUUUCCAAGGAACAUAUUUUGGAAGUGAAGAUGAUUGGGCUGCCUAACCUUAAAGACUACGACGUCUCCCCAAAGACUGGGUUUUUACCAGAAGAACUGCCUCUCACAAGAUUGACAUCCGAAUAUUACAAACCAUGGGAAUCAUUAGUUGAGGUUUUACCUUCGUUAAUAUUGACCAAAAGAAUAAGAAAGUUGGUGGAAAAAUUACCAGUUUUAAGCAUAGAUCAGAUUAAAGGUGAUAAAAAAGAGUUGAGAAGAGCUUAUUCAGUUUUAAGCUUUUUGACACAUGCUUAUGUAUGGAAUGUUGAUGUUCCAACAGAUACUUUACCAAAACCUUUGGCGGAACCAUUACUUGAAGUUUCCAAAAUUUUGGAACUACCACCUGUUGCUACUUAUUCUGGCUUGAUUUUAUGGAAUUUUAAACCAAUUUUAGAUAUGGGUGAAGAUGAAGAAUUUGAUUUAGACAAUUUGACCACUAUAAACACAUAUACCGGAUCAAUCGAUGAAAGUUGGUUUUACCUUGUCAGUGUCUAUUUUGAAUAUAAAGGUGCACAUUGUAUAACUGAUGGAUUGGAUGCCAUUAAGGCCAUUAGAGAAAACAAUAAGGAGAAAGUCAUAGACAGUUUACAAAAAUUGGCUGAAUCUAUUGAUAGAUUGGGAUCAGUUUUGAUGAGAAUGGAGGAAAUGUGUGAUCCUCAUACUUUCUAUUAUAGAAUUAGACCAUAUUUAGCUGGUUGGAAGAAUAUGAAAGAUGCUGGUUUACCAAAUGGGUUGAAAUAUGGAGAUGAAGGUCAUUAUAGAAGUUAUGCCGGUGGCUCAAAUGCACAAUCUUCAUUGAUCCAAACUUUGGAUAUAAUGUUGGGGAUUGAACAUUAUCCAACUGGUGAAAAGAAGGAUUCGUCUUCUUCGAAAUCAAUAUCUUCAUUAUCUGGCCAAAAUAAUUUUAUGAAUGAAAUGAAAACUUAUAUGCCAGGUCCUCAUCAACGUUUUUUAAAUCAUCUUGCACAAGUUGCUAAUAUCAGAGAUUAUGUCGCUGAGGUCCAAGACCCUGAAUUAACACUUUCUUAUGAUGCUUGUUUAGCAAUGCUCAAAGCUUUUAGAGAUAAACAUAUCCAAAUUGUUACAAGAUAUAUUAUUUUACAAGCGAAAUUAUACAAGAAGGCUGGUUCUUCGAACACUUUGAGAUCAGGUAUCUCCAAAACUGCAGAAAAGACUGAACAAAAGGGUACUGGUGGUACUUCUUUGAUUCCAUUCCUCAAACAAUGCAGAGAUGAGACUGGUGAUUUAGCUGCUGGUAAAUGGGGUAAAAAAAUCUUGUCAGCUGGUGUUUUGAAUAGUAGAUAUACAAGUAAAAUGGAGAUUGAAGAUGAUGAAACAGAACAUGUGAAUAAGAAGGCUAAGUUAGGCUUAGCAGGAUCCUGGGUUGAUGGUGGUGAAGAACAAACUGGCCAUUGGUGAUCCUCUUUUAUAUAAUAUAUUUACGAAUUCUACGAUGUUGUUUAACCUUUGUACAAAAUACUUAAUUUUCAUCUAUAAA
Hansenula anomala is the source of this 1712-nucleotide messenger RNA. It is a transcript of the gene BNA2, whose product is annotated as dioxygenase BNA2. Bases 206 to 1633 code for a protein of 475 amino acids. Gene Ontology annotation, cellular component: cytoplasm. NCBI's taxonomy places the organism in Eukaryota, Fungi, Ascomycota, Saccharomycetes, Phaffomycetales, Wickerhamomycetaceae. The record is from RefSeq and is a predicted model, not a curated record. Gene Ontology annotation, biological process: 'de novo' NAD+ biosynthetic process from L-tryptophan. The transcript has a single exon. Gene Ontology annotation, molecular function: metal ion binding; heme binding; indoleamine 2,3-dioxygenase activity.